AAUUAGCAUCGAAAGUGACGGAUUUACUGUGAUCAAAUGGUGAAACGUCUUGAAAUUGAUGCAGGAGUUGGAUAAUAUCGAAUACUGUUAGCGGUUUACGGAAUAUAUCUAGUGAUUUUUCUGGAACAAUCGGAAAAGUAUAACAAAAUCAACGUCGCAGUUUGGCAACUAACUGCCAAUAAUGGGGAAGAAGAAGCAAAUCCCUGAAGAGGACCUAAUCAUUCCACCGCAAAACUCUCAGAUAUGUGGCGUGAUAUGUGUUUGUCAGCUAACCUUCGUGUUGAGCACGGUAGCCAUCGUUUAUCUUACGGUAGCCAUCUACAUGCCAUCGUCACGCGUGAUGAAAAGUGGCAUCGAUGAGACCCCGGUGAUGUGUACGACCACCAAAGCCCUGAACAAGGAUGCAUGCGAAUGGGGUUCCUGCGGAGAAUGGUGUCUCAGCAAGACUUCGGGUGCUUGUAUACAGAUCUUUGUGCAUCUCCGCACCAACGGAAGCAGUUUGACUUUCCAGAAUUGUACCAAUUCCGCCAAUAAAACGUGCUAUGGGAUAGAUCAAGAGAAUGCGAAGAAGGCCCGGUGCAUAGCGGAUGAGUGCAAGAACCUUACGGGAACAUUCAAUUGUACUACUGGAAUGUGCAUAAACAUUACGGAUGCGUUUGAAUGCGUGUUCAAGAAUACGGAUAGUCCAUUGAAAUGCUCAGGGCGAAGAGGCAAAAUUACUUGCAUCGACAUAAAUGGACUAUUCUCAUGCAAUCGCGGAACAUGUCGAAAGAUAAGAACUCCAUACAAUUGCGACCGCCGUUGUGUGGAUAUUCCGACUAGGAAUAAGAAUAUGAUACUAUUGAGUGGAGAUAAAGUUUAUCUUUCGCAAUGUUCAAAUGCGAUUGACUCCGUAACGAAUGCCGAAGUGUGGAAUGAAGGGGACAACAAAGUAAUAAUGGCUUCCUGUUACACCAUUCAAAAUACAAGCAAUGGCAUCCAGGCUACGGAUUGCGUUAAUGGGUCUUUGCUGGAGAAGGAUGAACUUACAGAUCUUACCAACUUCACCUAUCUAAGCUACCUACAUUAUGCUGUAUCCACGCCAAUUAAAACUAUUGCUCCAUUGGAACAAGACUUGACCAUAUCCAACGAAUCCAAGCUAAUGAUCAAUUUGGAAGGCUGCGUCAACACACUUCAGGAUGAGUGCAAAGACUUCCUCAAAGAGUACGGCAAGGACGGCACCGAUCAUAAUGCUCGGGCGCGAUUCCCAUGCUUCUAUUCAACGAACAAACCGGAUAUGGUGGUGGCCCGCUUCGACAUGGAGACUUCGUACAAACAGUUCAUGAUUGGAUUCUUCGUACCAACCAUCUUGUUUGCAGUGUCCUGCUUAACUUUGAUAUUCUGCCAGAAAACGAUCCACAUCGGCGAUGACGCGCGAAUGCGUUUCGUCGGUUGUGCUAACAAGGAUGAGCUGUCUGCUAAUGGCGGUGCCAACAGUAAAGCUAAAGCCAACUCUGGUGAUGGCGGUGGAGGCGGCGACUCGGUUAUGGCUCUCUGAGAUCCAUCACGCAUUCCUCUACUGCAAGAAGACAGUCCAGUUCAUCAAUCAGGUGUAUUUUCACUUCACUGAUUUGCAUCAGAAGUUAAAUUUCAAUUCUUCUACCACUACUUUCGAUCGAACCGAACAAAAAGUCGAUUUGUUUCUCUCGUCUUCUUUGAAUUGAGUGAGCACCGUAUAGUUCUUAGUUUCCCUGAGAAUAAGGAGCGCGACAGUGUUAAGAUUUACUGACAAUAACACACCUUAUCCCUUUCAAAUCCACUUAAGGCACGAAUGCGAAUGUUCGAAUGCGUAACGGCAUUUAAACGCUAACAAACGCAAACGAGAAUAUAAUAUGCGCUGAAGAAUAUCGAGACAGCUGCUCCACCACAUCCAAUGACCAAUAUGAUAAGUUAAUACCAACCCGAAGUGUAUUCCAAGCAUAAUAGAUACCGUUUAUAGUUGUGUUACCUACAGGAAAGAGUCUCUAUUUUGAUACUAAUAUUGUUGAUUAAAGGUAAUGUCCGCUUUUGUGAAACAAAAAAAAAAAACUGCGAUAGCCUGAAGCUAGCAAUGGCUUAAAGAAAUAAAACUGGUGUUUCGUAUUUAGUCAUGUGUAUCGUAUAAACUAUGUUAUUGCGGAAGCUUUCGUUGAAUUAGAUUGGGUUUUAAAAUUUUAUUGAAAAGCAAAGUUGAAAAUCUACACCAAAGUUGAAAGACUCACGUACGUAGUCAAACACAACAGAACUGCAAGAGAAAGGAUCACAAAGCGAAUGCUCAAACACCAGCUUCGUAUAAAGUGUACUAAA
Messenger RNA from Aedes albopictus (Asian tiger mosquito), 2325 nucleotides. RefSeq lists its product as uncharacterized. Bases 182 to 1537 code for a protein of 451 amino acids. Gene Ontology annotation, molecular function: sodium channel regulator activity. Gene Ontology annotation, biological process: regulation of sodium ion transport. Gene Ontology annotation, cellular component: plasma membrane. Lineage: Eukaryota; Metazoa; Arthropoda; Insecta; Diptera; Culicidae. The transcript has 3 exons. The record is from RefSeq and is a predicted model, not a curated record.